Cantharellus anzutake is the source of this 1527-nucleotide messenger RNA. RefSeq lists its product as uncharacterized. NCBI's taxonomy places the organism in Eukaryota, Fungi, Basidiomycota, Agaricomycetes, Cantharellales, Hydnaceae. The coding region runs from base 1 to 1527 and encodes 508 amino acids. The record is from RefSeq and is a predicted model, not a curated record. The transcript is spliced from 3 exons.
AUGAAGCUGACUGCCCUGACCUCCCUUGCCUCUGUGUCCGUGUCAGCGCUCCUAGACUCAGGAGCCACCGGGAACUUCAUAAGUCCUGAGUUCAUCCGGAAGCACAACCUUGAGACCACCCAGCUCCCUCAGCCCAUCCCAGUCUGCAACGUCGAUGGGACCCCCAACGAGAAUGGAGCCAUAACUGAGGAACUGGAGGCCCUCCUGACGUUCGGACGACACACAGAGCAGGCCCGAGGAACGCUUGUCACAUUGAUCGGAAUUCAUGCGGAUUCAAAGUGGUUCUCGGGCAUUGCUGAGACCCUCUCGAUCACAUCUGCAUCUGGCUCACUGAUAACGGCCAACCCAUUGAUCUCGGCUUCUGGCUCAAAUAUCGACAAUAUUGAACUGACAUUUGAUGAGUCUGAAAGUGGCCUAUCGAUAACAGCUGGCCCAUCGAUCUCGGCUUAUGGCUCUAAUAUCGAACCGGCAUUUGAGGAGUCUGGAAGUGGCCUAUUUCUCCAGCAGCCUAAUUCUGACAAUUCGGAGCCAGAUGUAUUUCUGGCACCACCCUUGCCUGGAUUUGUUAAUUUCGAGGCCAUACAGCCUGAUGAUGAUGGCGUAGCUGAAGAUGAAGAUGGAUCCCAAACAUCCAGUAACGAGAAGUCGGAUUCCAGCAGCAUUGACAUCGAUUCUGGGCCUGCACCUCUGGACAAGGCCGAUUUUCAGGCCAGGCCUUCAUCUACUGUCCUUUCUCCCAUUCCCCUGGUCCACUCUAUCCCUAGGUCAGGCAGUGUGGAUGAGAAUUCCCCAGACCCUUUCUUGUCUCAAGCUAACACACUGCCCUGGACACCUUAUUCUCAAACGCAUUAUUUAGUGCCCAUUCGAAUUCUUUACCUCUUGGCCAUCUGGCUCCAUUCCUAUCACCAUGUCCCAUUCCGAGUCAUAGGGGCCAUUUUGUCUAUAGUUCAACUUAUCCUCAGUGCCACAAACUUUCAUUUCGAUCCUUCCACAGUCUCUGCCUCGACCUUAAUGACCGUCCAUUCACACAUGUCUAUCGAGCCUUCCUUUCAAGUUCUUCCAAUAUGUCCCACAUGCCAAGAAGUCUACCCCGCACUCGACACUACACCAGCACUUUGUACCAAAUGCAAACACAGCAACGGGACCGUUCCCCUGUUCGAAAACAAUGAAAACACACACACGAAAGAGAAGAGCACGAAGAGACAUGAGCCGAAAAUGCAGUUUGCCUUCAAAUCCGUCAGUGAACAGCUUCGUGAGUUAUUGCAGGAACCCAGGAUGGAGGAUCUCCUUGAUCAGUGGCGCAAAUUACCUGACCGGCAUCCGGAGCUGGGCGUAUAUCAAGAUAUCUUUGAUGGCUGCGUUGCCUGCUCAAUUUUGGGUCAUGAUCAGUCCCCUUUCUUUCGCAAUGAACCAGAAGAUCGCAAGAUGGGUCCUAAUGGAGAACUUCACAUUGGCCUCACACUCGGUACUGACUGGCAAGUAUUUCCCUUUUGCCAUGGUUGGAUUGAACCAAAACAAGCGUCUUAG